Messenger RNA from Sphaerodactylus townsendi, 2930 nucleotides. It is a transcript of the gene NEK6, whose product is annotated as NIMA related kinase 6. Gene Ontology annotation, biological process: protein phosphorylation. The record is from RefSeq and is a predicted model, not a curated record. The coding region runs from base 316 to 1263 and encodes 315 amino acids. NCBI's taxonomy places the organism in Eukaryota, Metazoa, Chordata, Lepidosauria, Squamata, Sphaerodactylidae. The transcript is spliced from 10 exons. Gene Ontology annotation, molecular function: ATP binding; protein kinase activity.
GGCGGGACCAAAGGGAGGCCUGCGUGGCAGCUGAGGACCGACAGAGCGACGGGUGGGCGAGCUCGCGUCCUCAACGGCUGCGCGCGCGAGGGGACGCGCGUGUGCGUGAGCGAGCGAGAACGAGUCGGUCAGUCCGAGUGCAUAAACCGAGUGGGGGUGGGAUUGGGAGCGCGCGGACGAGCACGAGCGGGUCGAAGUUGCGUCCCGGACUCCUUGCCCGCCCGCCCGCCUGCUUGCCCGAGGCGCGGGGCCCGAGAAGCCGCAACACCUCCCUUCUAGAAGCAGCAGGUUGUAGGCAAAGAGUGGCAUGUUACUAUGGAAGGACAACACAAUCAUCCAAAUCAUCUAGGGGACCAGAAUAAUCCACUCUGUAAAGUGGCAAGUCAAGAAUACCAGCAUGAUACUCAGCAGAGGCACCUGACAUCAUAUCCAUAUCGCUGCACAUUAGCAGACUUUCAAAUAGAGAAAAAGAUUGGACGAGGGCAGUUCAGUGAAGUCUACAAAGCCACUUGCCUUCUGGACAGAAAACCAGUAGCAUUGAAGAAAGUGCAGAUAUUUGAAAUGAUGGAUGCCAAGGCUAGACAAGAUUGCAUAAAAGAAAUAGAUCUUUUGAAGCAAUUGAACCACCCCAACAUAAUCAAGUAUUUGGAUUCGUUUAUUGAAGAUAACGAACUUAACAUUGUUCUGGAACUGGCAGAUGCAGGCGACCUCUCUCAGAUGAUUAAGUAUUUUAAAAAGCAGAAGCGGCUAAUCCCGGAAAGGACGGUUUGGAAAUACUUUGUGCAGUUGUGCAGUGCAGUUGAACACAUGCAUUCCCGCAGGGUGAUGCACAGAGACAUAAAACCAGCCAAUGUGUUUAUAACAGCUACUGGAGCAGUGAAGCUAGGAGAUCUUGGACUGGGUCGCUUCUUUAGCUCCAAAACCACUGCUGCACAUUCCUUAGUGGGAACACCCUACUAUAUGUCCCCAGAAAGAAUUCAUGAAAAUGGCUAUAACUUUAAAUCAGAUAUCUGGUCUUUGGGCUGUUUAUUGUAUGAGAUGGCAGCUCUUCAGAGUCCCUUCUACGGUGAUAAAAUGAACUUGUUUUCUCUCUGCCAAAAGAUAGAGCAGUGCGAUUACCCACCUCUUCCAGCUGAACAUUAUUCUGAAAAGUUGCGGGAACUGGUCAGCAUGUGCAUAUACCCAGAUCCUGAUCAAAGGCCUGACAUUGGUUAUGUGCAUCAGCUAGCAAAACAGAUGCACGUUUGGACCUCCAGCACUUGAAGAGUCAGCAGAUGUGCUCCACAGAAAGCCAGCCCAGCUUAGUCUUACUUGAACCUUCUGUCUCAGAACGAUACCAAGAGGUGCCUCACCAAAGUCAAGCAGGAGAGUCGAGCCUUCAUUGAAAGACGCUUCAUGAUUUCUGCAGGCCACUUGCAGGGGUUCUCACAGAGUGGAUACGUUCUCAGUGAAGACUGUGAGAGGCUGCUGCAAGUGUGUGUUCUUUUUAAAGCCAAUAACAUGUUACAGACGUAGAUAACUUAAGAUCCUUUCUUAAAACUGUUGUGUGUAAUCUAGGCUAGACUAAGAGCAAGGGUUUCUCACUGUGCAUUUGACACACCCCUUGUAUUUCAACUAAUGUGAAAUAUUGAAAUAAUUCCUUUGGUGAAAAUCAUUUUAUACUAAUGUAAGAAUUUCAGUAGAAUUUGCGUAAUUUUGUAUAACUGCUACUUUGCCUCUUUUUGCAAAUGGUUAAUAGCAAAUUCAGUUUCUAGUUCAUUUAUUUUUUAAAAGUAUCUGCCUGGAGUUUUCAUACUUCCUUUUGCAAAAAUAGAACAUGGAGAAAAGGAAACACCUUUGAAGGUUUUUUUUAAACUGAAAUGUUAAAAUGGUUGUUAUGCAAUGCAUUUUUAUUUGUCAAUGUGACUGCAGCCGAGGAUGACUCCAGAGGCUGCCCCACACCAAAGCUUUUUUGAAACUUUCCUUGCCUGUACUGGCACAGAAUUUGUGAGAAUCUCAAUAGCCAUUCUUACAUUAAGACCAGUGUUACUGUAAGCAAACGUUGAGGGUGGGAUACCUUUUUCUAAAAUCACUGUAACUUCAGCCACCAGCUACUUUAAAGCAGUGUUUUCAAACAUAAUGGAGGGGUAUGACAUUGAGCAAGAAAUAAUAUCACACUUAUUUACUGUGAAAACUCGUUUAUAAAUGUGAAUAUUUUAAACAACCUGAUUUGAAGGAAAUUUGUUAAGGAAAUUUUUUCUCACACAUUUUUAAAUCAGCCAAAUUACUAUCCGUAAAAAGAUUUCAUUUUGUAGAAGUGCCUAGUAGGAAUAGGGCUAAACUCUAGAAUUUCUAGAAUACAAUAUUUAGAAGUGUGACAUCAGAGUUCAAGGACUGGAGUGUGGCCUCUAUGCUAAAUUCUCAAAGUAAAUCCUACUUUGCAUAGAGAUAAAUGGCUAAACGUACUUUUCAGUGAGUUUCUACAGCUGACUUUCCGCUUUUAUAAGGAAAAGGGCAAUGCCAACUGCUAAACAAUUUUGAAGUAAUCCUACAAGAUGCUAAUAUCAAUCUAUUUAAUUGCUGUGAAGUUGCAUGCAUUACAAGCCCACAGAGAAGUCCAGUCUAUUGAUCUCUUCGAAGAACCAAGAAAUGUUCAGCUCUACCUGUAAUUCUGUGCUGAGCUGCUUACAAACUGAGGAGAAUAUUUUUUUUCUUUAAAAGCAAGCAAAGAGGUUGAUGGGUUUUUUGUUUUGUUUUUUGAUGUGCAACACUGAAUAAGUCUUUGGCUGUUGAGAGUUUCAAAUUACAUAUUAGUCUGUUAACUCUGGUCUCUUUCUUGCUACUUAAGAUCUUUUAGUGCUUAAGUAAAUGUUAUUUCCAAAGAAAAUUUUGCAACUGUGCAUUUUAAAUAAGACUUAAAUGACUUAAUAAACAGUUUUCUUUGUUAAAAA